AUGCCUAAAAAGAAAUGCUGGUCCAUCAACAAGUCGAAGAGCAAGAAGCAGGUGAGCUGUCGGCCGGACAUCUCCGCAGUCUUGACUGAAGCGGGUCACGACGUUUUCGUGACCUCCACUGGCAAGCUUCCCCGAAGCUGGCGCAAUGUUCUUUGUGAUGAGCAUCAUGAGUUCUGGAGACAGCUGAAUUCGGGAGCCAUGCUUACGACCUUUUCGGCUUAUUCAUGCGUGCAUCGUGCCUUGGCUAGGGUCCCAGUGCAUUACACUAGACUUUCACCCGACGCAGCGGGUGCUCAACCAAAGUGUUGA
This is a messenger RNA of Symbiodinium sp. CCMP2592, 309 nucleotides long. NCBI's taxonomy places the organism in Eukaryota, Dinophyceae, Suessiales, Symbiodiniaceae. The record is from the annotation of a GenBank genome assembly.